Molecule: messenger RNA, 1706 nt
Organism: Choloepus didactylus (southern two-toed sloth)
Lineage: Eukaryota; Metazoa; Chordata; Mammalia; Pilosa; Megalonychidae
Gene: BLOC1S4
Product: biogenesis of lysosomal organelles complex 1 subunit 4
Exons: 1
Coding region: 34-690 (218 amino acids)
Cellular component (GO): BLOC-1 complex
Source: RefSeq, a predicted model, not a curated record
UCGGGGUUGUGCGGGCCCGGGCUGCCGCGGGUUAUGGAAGGUGGCGUCCUGGGUGGCGGGCCCCGGGAGGGGCCCGCGGAUGAGCCCGAGCUCCAGGGAGCGGCGUGGAGCGGCGACAGCGGCAACGUGUCUCAGAGCCACAGCAGCGCCUCGGUGCCGUGGGAGGACGAGGGCCCUGAGGACGGCGCGCCCGGCCGCGACCUGCUCCUGCUACGCCGCGCGGCCGCGGGCUACGCCGCCUGCCUGCUGCCGGGAGCGGGCGCCGAGGGCCGGCCCGAGGUGGAGGCCUUGGACUCGAGUCUGGAGGACCUGCUCACCAAGGUGGACGAAUUCGUGAGCAUGUUGGAUAUGAUUCGCGGCGACUCCUCCCACGUCGUCAGCGAGGGUGUGCCCCGCAUUUAUGCGAAAGCCACCGAGAUGAGGCAGAUUUACAGCAAGAUCGACAAACUGGAGGCCUUCGUGAGGAUGAUCGCGGGCAGCGUGGCGCGGAUGGAGGAGCAAGUCGCAAAGGCAGAAGCCGAACUGGGGACUUUCCCCCACACGUUUAAAAAAUUCUUGCAGGCAAUUAGCGUGCCCUCCUUCUUUAACAAGUCGUCUUCCACGAGGCAGCAGCAGACCGCGUAUGAGCCGCCCAUCCUUUUUCGGACUGAAGACCACUUCCCUUGUUGCAGUGAAAGACCUCAGAUCUGAGUCCGCGAGACGACUGACUACUUUAAGAGAACAUUGAGAUUCUUAUCUUGAGAGCCUAAUAAUAUACGCGGAUGGUUUGGGCGUGUGGACAUUUUUACCUUGUUUCGUGCAGACUUUCAGUGUUCUCACGAUUACACGUAGAAUGUUUGAUUUUUCUGUUUUCCAUUCCUAUUCUAAAAGCUGCUUGGUGGGAGAUUGGAGAAGCAAAAUGAGUGAAAUUACGUGUGAACUCUGGCAGAACUGUUAUUUUUUGGAUAUUACAACUCGAUUAACAGUAUUGUCUUUUCGAAAUAUUUGUAUAUUUAUGUAAUCUUUAAACUACUGAACUUUGUUAUUAGUCAGUGAUAACAGUUUUCUAUAGCUUGCUUAUAGGAAGAUGGUAAAUUUUUCAAAAUCACAUUAAACUUUCCAUAUCAUGGAUUGUAAGCUGGAGGAAAUGAUACAAUUUUUGAGAAAAUAUGUUGAUUUAUUGCAACUGAUUCUGAAUUUUGAAAGUGUAACCUCACAGUGGUAGUUUGUAUAUAGCAAACAUGUCUUUCUGUGGUUUUAUUAAUAUUUAUAACUUAGAUAGUAAUAAAAAUUUUAAAUUUUAUUGGAAAAGCAUUCCUUCAGAAAAGGACUUUAUAUUAAAUUUCCUUUUUGUUUGAAAAUAGAUAGGUUGCUCAUGAUUUUAAAAUGGAGACAAAGAAAAGUGGUUUGAGAAGCACCUCCUUUAAAAGGCUAAUAGGACCAACAAACUUUAGUUACUGUCUUGCAACAUCUUCUUUUCCCUCAAAAUGUGUAAAAUCAUUUGCAUGAAUGCCUGGUAUUAGUAUUUUGUUCUUUAACCCUGACAACACGGAAGACUUAAACCUCCCUUUGAGAUGCCUUUCAAAAUCUGGCUUUGAUUUUGAUCUUAAUCUGUUUUAGAAGGUGGCUUCCUAAAUAGCAGACUCUAAUGAUGUAUAUACUUUAGGUUGUUUUUGUGUGUCAUCAUAGAUCUUGAGGUUGAUGGAAGAAUAGACAUAUUCUCCUUU